GAUGAAGUGGGAUUUUGUGUUUCAUUUUCUUCGGAAAAAUAGUUAAAAUAAUACUUAAAAAUCAAAUCAUAAGUUAUGUUACUAUUUUAUUUAAAAACAAAACACCUUACUCCUUAUCAAAAUUUCAAAUUGAAAAAUCCACUGUGCAGCACUGGCUGGAACAGCUGUUUUGGCAGGCUUUCCAAGACGUGCACCUGAGUUGGUUACAUCCUCUCUGGAUUACCAUGAGCGGCGGGAUAAUGCUCCCAAGGUUGUGGCGUCACUGCGAUGCCGCCUUCCUGCCCCGGAUCAGACAGGCAUUGGCCAGCGCUGGCAUCCGGCGGCAGCUGGCCACAAUAAGUGCCGAGAAGAGCACGUCCGCCGACUUACGUGAGCGACAGCACUGCAAUGUGGGCACCAUCGGGCAUGUGGACCAUGGAAAAACCACACUGACCGCUGCCAUUACCAAGAUCCAGUCACAAAAGGGCCUGGCGGAGUACCUGUCCUACGACCAGAUCGAUCGAGCGCCCGAGGAGAAGGCACGCGGCAUCACCAUCAAUGCGUGUCACAUAGGCUACGCCACCAAGGAGCGCACCUAUGCCCACACCGACUGUCCGGGUCAUGCGGAUUACAUAAAGAACAUGAUCUCGGGAGCCUCGCAAAUGGAUGGCGCCAUCCUGGUGGUGGCCGCCACCGAUGGCCAGAUGCCACAGACCCGCGAACAUCUGCUGCUGGCCAAGCAGGUGGGCGUCAAUCGCAUUGUGGUCUUCAUAAACAAGGCCGAUUUGGUGGAUCAGGAGGUCCUAGAGCUGGUGGAGAUUGAGAUGCGUGAAAUGCUCAGUGACUUUGGCUUCGAUGGUGUCAACAGCCCAGUGAUUUGUGGCUCUGCCCUGCUGGCCCUACGCGAGGAUCAGUCCGAGUUCGGUGUGCCGUCCAUUGAGAAGCUGCUGGAACACUGCGACCAGUAUAUUCCAACGCCACAGCGUGACAAUGCCUCACCCUUCAUCCUGCCCAUAGACAAUGCUUUCACAGUGCCCGGCCGCGGUACUGUGGUUGUGGGCACCAUUAAACGAGGCACCAUAACACGAAAUGCCGAUGCCGAUCUUCUAGGCUUCAAUCAGAAUCUAAAGACGAGCGUAAGUGACAUUCAGAUAUUCCGGAAAAGUGUACCACAAGCUCUGGCCGGCGAAAAUGUGGGUGCUUUGCUGCGUGGCAUCAAGAUUUCGGCUGUGGAGCGUGGCAUGCUGCUGUGUGCCACGGGCAGCGAGGAUAUAUCCAAUCACUUUGAGGGCUCCAUGUAUCUGUUGUCCCGGGCCGAAGGCGGACGCACCAGGCCCAUGCUCUCCAAGUAUAUACAGCAGCUAUUUAGUCAGACGUGGAAUGUUCCAGCACGCAUAGAUAUAGUUCCCAGUGAAGCCAUGUUGAUGCCGGGCGAGCACUCCAAGGUGCGCGUGACUCUGCUAAGGAAAAUGGUGAUGACGCCAGGCCAGGCCUUUACCAUACGAGAGAAUGGAGCCACAGUGGCUACCGGAAUGAUAAAUAAACGCUUGUCCUCCCUGGAUUUGCCCAAAAAUAAGUUGUCCAAAGUCCUGGUGGAUUGUUAACUCGCAAAUACAUAUAUAUAUUUGUACAAAUUCAUUGUUUUUUUCGUUAAUAUAUUGUGUAUAUAAGUGUUUAAAGAUAUCUAUGGAUUUUGCUAAACAAUUUUUCAUCUACAAAUAACAAAAGUUGCCUAAACUAAAACAGAGAAUGAGAAUACAUAAAUAAUAGUGAAAGUGA
Messenger RNA from Drosophila kikkawai, 1758 nucleotides. It is a transcript of the gene mEFTu2, whose product is annotated as mitochondrial translation elongation factor Tu 2. The record is from RefSeq and is a predicted model, not a curated record. Gene Ontology annotation, cellular component: mitochondrion. NCBI's taxonomy places the organism in Eukaryota, Metazoa, Arthropoda, Insecta, Diptera, Drosophilidae. Gene Ontology annotation, biological process: mitochondrial translational elongation. Gene Ontology annotation, molecular function: translation elongation factor activity; GTPase activity; GTP binding.